AGUCUCUCAGAGAAUAAAGAGUUCUCUUUAUUAGAUAAUGUCUUAAAAUCCAUAAAUUAUUGAUGACGUUCUUAAGAAAUGAUCCAUGGUUAUGUAAGCCCAAGCAUGGCCAAUAAAACAAACAAGAUGAGAAACCUCUAAUGACUAAAUGGGAUUUGUCUAGAGCGGUUUCAGAGCAGAAGCGAACCUCACUGCUCUAACAUGUCAUAUAAGCUGAUAUUAAGGCCCAGCUGGCCCGAUAUGCAUGGGAAUCUCUCAUUAUGCCAUCUUGAGAGGGGGACUCGGGACCUUCAGAGUGAUUGCGGACAAACUAUACUGGUUUGCUUAUUUUUUGCAACUGUAAUAUUCCAUCUGAAACAUCACACUACAUCGGCUUCUAAAUUGCCUCUGGCCUUGCUCUGCAGUAUUGUGGGAAUUAUUUUGUCACCUAUUGUGCUUUUUAUAUUAUUCUUAUGCGGUAUUUACCGUUUGAUUGCACGGGCUACUCUGUACACCAUGUACUCUAAUUACCAAGGUUUAAUGAACGGUGCUGAUGCAUAUUGGAGCUUAGAGGUGGAUAGCUCCAAGGCUGUGAUUAAUAUAAUUGCUUAUGUUGAGUUAAAGUCUAGUGGUUUCACAGACCUCAGGUGUUCUUUGAAAAAAAUAUUUCAAGACCGCUUAUUAUCAGAAGUGCGGCUUUUCAAGUUGAAAUGUCUUAGGAAGCUUUCAAUGUUUGGGUACUUUUACUGGGAAGAAAUGGAGGAAGUGUGCAUAGAUGACCACAUUCGAUGGAUGGAUUUAGACACAGUAACAGAUAAUUCAAUGACAGAUUAUUUAUCUAAAAAUUGCAACAAUCCUUUGCCUCAGAAUAACUUGUCUCUCUGGGAAGUUGAAGUGGCUAAACAUCCGCUGACGAGAGAUGGUAGACGUUUGUACCCUGUACUGUUUAGAAUCCAUCAUGCUGUGGGCGAUGGGAUGGCUCUGGUUAGUCUAUUCCUCAGUAGUUUCACCGAUAACUGUUUAAGCAACAGGCUAGAAGCUAUUCAGGAAAAACAAAUGAAAACGAUGAAACAGGAUACAGGACCAACAAAAGAUUUAUUACAAGUACCUUAUCAAAGAAGAAGGAGGAAAAGUUCUAUUUUUCAUGGAGAUGAACUAAAUAAACUAAACAAACAUUGCAUUUAUGGAGUUACGACUAUGUUACAGAAGAUUUCAGUAGUUCUCUUAGCUCCAUAUGUUCUACUUUCACAAGCUUGUUAUGGGGUUGACAAAAAUUUACUACAUGGAGCUGAAUUGGUUGGUAAAAAGCAUGUAGGUUGGGCUUAUGGUAAUGGCACUUUGACCAAAGUUAAAUUUAUAAAGAACAGAUUAAACUGUUACUUCACAGAUGUGAUUUUAUUAGCAAUUUCUAAUGUGUUUGAAGAAUACUAUUCCAUGUAUGGAAAACCACCUAGAGACUUGACUGUUGUGAUUCCUGCUAGGAUGCCAUAUGAAGAUGAGUUUAAUACUACAAAUAUACUGACUAACAGAUUCACUGUUGGUAUGAUCAAACUGCCGAUUGCUGAUCCUGAUAAGUUCCAAGCAGUCCGCCGUUCCGCAGACCGACUGAGAACUCAUCCAGAUUACCUUGUCAAUUAUUGGCUUCUGAAGGUCAUCUGCACAUACAUUCCCAUAGUUCUCCUAAAAAGUGCUAUGGAGAGCAGGCAAGCUACUCUCGCAAUGAGUAACAUUCCAGGACCAAACUCUUUGACAAAAAUAGAUGGAAAUCUUAUCCAUGACUUGGUAUUUUUGCUGCCUAACAGAGACACGACAGGUGUUGGGGUUUCAAUGCUAAGCUAUGCUGGAAAGAUGAAUUUUGGAUUAAUAGUGGACAGUGCUCUAAUUCCUUAUAAAGAAGAUGCAACCCAUAUUGCUCAAAGGAUGGUAGCUGAGAUUGAUAAAAUAUAUUUUUGUGUUAAAGACAAAUGUGGCUAAAACUAUAGAAUUGACAAUGAAGCACAUAUUUUUUCUUGUUUUUUUUUUUAAAUAAUAAAACCAACUUAUUGUUUAGGCAACUUUUUACCCAAUCGGUUUAUCCCUGACAGAUUUUUGAAGAAUACGUUACAUGUUUAAUUCUUGAACUUAUUUUUUAAACCCUUAUUUUCUGAUUCAUUCUUAUUAAUUUUUUUUUUACAUAGUUGCAGGCGGAGAUGCCCAUCUCCCUCCCCCAAGGCCAAUGCAAAGCAUAAACCUUUCCCAACCCCUUCCAAGAUAUUUUAUGCCUCUCUUCUUUUUAAAAACAGUGCAAAUGAAAGUAGAAUUUGAAUAUUUGUAGAUUAUAUACCAUUACAAUCAUGUGUUCUGUUCCAUGAUUCCACUGUCUUUUGAUUUGAACUUUUCAUUUAAAAAAUUCACAACCCUGUCGAAAUGUGCCUCCUCACAAUUAGAUAACUCCUUCAAAAAGUGCUCCCUUCAUUAAUUAUGAUGGCAGAACUUGUGCCAUAAAACCCCUUUCUUGGCACUGCUGGUUGCAGGUAAGUUAUGGACAAAAUAUAGUUCAAAAAUCUAUUGUAUGAAAUAGAUUUUGAAUUAAAUUUUGUAUAAGAUACUGGAAAAAAUUAUAAGGGAUGAUGCAAGAACAUGAAAUAUUAUCCAGGUGACGGUUCAGGAGUUGGAUGAAAAAAACAUCAAAUAACAGAUAUUUUUUUAGGAGCAGGAUGAUCAAGCAGGUGUUCAAAGUAUGCAUUGCUCGGUGAUCUGGUAAAUAAAAAAUAACAUGAUAAAAUAAUUACGAGUUCACUUCCGGCACCGUAGGGAAGGGAAGGCUUUUAGCUCUGGGAUUAAUUCCUUUCCCUCUCCACGGGCAAAAGAAAAAUACCCUAUGGGAAUGAAAAGAGGAAGAAGUUAAGAAAAAAAAUAAAAAUGGUAUUUGUUUAAUGAUAUUGAAUAAAUAUCAGAUAUUUGAUGUUUUUUCUGAUUCGCUCUUGGACUAUCUCCAUCUUGAUUUAUUAUAUAGUCGACCAUCGAUUCUGAUUAUGUUGUUUUUUACCAGUUUAUGCAAUCAAAAAUUCAAAAUAAAAAAAUGUAAGCCAUUAUUCUACUUAAAUUAAAAUAAUGCAUCAUAAAAUAAUGUGGCAAAAAAGUGUGUUUCAAAACAAAUGGGACUUGUUUAUAAAAUUUCAUGGUACAAUCAUUUAGAUAUAUUAAAUUGUAAAUAUUCAUGAGAUAAAAAUAACAGAGAUCCUGCAAAAAGGAAAAAAAAAUUGAGGUUUUAUACCCUGGCACUAAACUUAUGGCUCAAUUAAAUUUAUAAACGGCACUAAAAACAUAACACUGACACAGGGAAGUAAAGAAUAUGCUUUUAUUUGUUUGUUAUUAUUUUGGUUAGACAAUUAUUUUCUCAUAACUAAAACUUAGAGGUACUUUAGAACAUUUUAAAAAUAUUUGAUUUUCUAAACUAGUCAAACAGAGAUAUUUUAUUUUCAAUAAGAGUGUUGCAUUCAACUUUAUUCAACUUAGGAUUUUAUUUGAUGCGGAUUUCAAAAUUUGCCAUGAAGUGAAAUAAUUCUUGUAAUAUACCUACAUUUUUAUUUUCUCUCUUAAUAAUUUUAUUAUUGAAUUACUUUUGAAGUAAGAGUGUGCUCUAAUUACUUGCGCUCAAAUUGUAAUUUAUAUAGUAAAGCAUAUUCAUGUUGCUGCUAUCGUAAUUUUCAACAGGCCCAGCAAUAAUAUAUAACAUUCACAGGCAGGCACAUCAUAAGGUUCUGGAAAUGUUUCAAUUUGCUUAAAAAGUUCGGUCAAUAGGUUAUAGAAUUUCUCUCAACUUUAAAAUCUAACAGAAAGAAAAAAAUAAACCAGGUUGAAGUAGUGAUGAGGGUCCAUGUUGUGGUAACUACUUUGUGGUCUUAGAUUGGCAUUAUUAAACCCUGUGUGUUAAAAUAUUAAAUUAAAAAAAAAUCUUCAAUGACAAUAAUUGUGGCUAGGAUACAUUAUAAAAUAAUGUAAUUGUUAUGUUACUCAACUAUAACUAGUUGAACUUCAAUCAGUUAUGCUUCAGUUGAUUUCGCCCCCCUCACCUCCCUGACUCAGGUUCCAUUUCAAGUUAAUUAUGAAGAAGGCCUUGUGUGUCAUGACACUCCUAUUUACAGAUUCAACCUUCUGCCAUUUAAAAUUACAAUUCCAAAAAUGGCAGGAAAUCAAAAUGAAGUAAUAUUUUUUCUUUUGCUACAACUAAUCUGUACAUAAGCCAAACCUUCAAAGAAAUAAGAUAAUGAAAUUCAAUAUUCUUCCAGACCUUUUAUAUUAACCACAAUGUAUGUGAACAUUAAUCAGUUCUCUCUCUUGGUAACUAGAAAUAAAUAAUUCAUUAUCCCUAAUCUAAUGGUUCCUAAUCUUUUACUUAUUUUUUAUCAAUAUGUUUAAUAUUUACAGAUAAUACUGAGAUUAAAUAAGACCAGCCCAUUAAAUGUGUGUCGUUUACAAGAGUUGUAAAUGAAGCUCUAAUAUUUUUCAGCUGUAGAUUUCCACUACAGAUUCUUUAUGGGACUCUAGUCAGACCCAGAGAAAAACAAUAGUGUAAUCGGGGGAUUACAAGAAAACACUAGCAAAAUAAGGAAUAAGGAAUUAAAUCUACAUUGUUGGUGUUUUGGGGUAAAUGUAAUGAUCGUUUCCUCUCUGUCUUCCUUGAACGUGAAAUAAAGCAGCUUACACUAUGAAACAACCAAAAAUAUACGAAUUGUCUCUAAUGCAUGCAAAGCAUUUUUGUUUCAUUGAUUCCAUGUGAUUGUCUUCCUCUUCUUCAUUCUUUAGUUCUUUCAAUAAUGCAGUUCAGCGGUUCUCGAAUUGUGCCCAAUGAUACUUAAUGUUUAAAGUAAAAAUCGUCAAUUUAGUGAAUAGAUGUUCUAAAAAAAAUUACAAAAUUAAAAUUAUAUCAAUCCAAUUUAAGAUUAUAUCUAGGCAUAACAUAGUUUGGUUUAUACAUAUUUCACGAAAUAUACACAAAAUUGUUAAAUAUCUUAUUAUAUUACUGCAUAGCUCUGCUCAGAAUUUAGUUUUGUUAAGCAAUGGAUGCUUGCUAGUCGGAAUGUUCGAGCUUCGAAUAUAGAAGAUCAAAUGUUUCAUGAUAAGUUCAAGGUCUUACUGUCAAGUAAAUCCAUGGAUUUUUAAAAUCGAUGCGGGGAUCCAAUAUCCCGUCUUUUGGUUUAUAAUACAUAAUAUUGUUCAUCAAAUUCAAAACCGGAGGGGAGGGGAGAGGGGUGGCUUCUAGUCCGAAUUUUCAUUAUUUUUUAAUGAAAUUAUGUUGGAAUGUAAAGUGAAACUCAGAAAUUCAGAAGAAUCGAGAGAAGCUAAGAGUCUAAGUGCAACCCACAAUGAUUUGUGAGAUAAAAAAUUAAAUAUAUAUAUAUUUGUAUCGUUU
Nezara viridula (southern green stink bug) is the source of this 5374-nucleotide messenger RNA. Lineage: Eukaryota; Metazoa; Arthropoda; Insecta; Hemiptera; Pentatomidae. The record is from the annotation of a GenBank genome assembly.